Messenger RNA from Diprion similis, 1914 nucleotides. It is a transcript of the gene 26-29-p, whose product is annotated as digestive cysteine proteinase 1. Gene Ontology annotation, cellular component: lysosome. Gene Ontology annotation, biological process: immune response. The record is from RefSeq and is a predicted model, not a curated record. NCBI's taxonomy places the organism in Eukaryota, Metazoa, Arthropoda, Insecta, Hymenoptera, Diprionidae. Gene Ontology annotation, molecular function: cysteine-type endopeptidase activity. The transcript is spliced from 12 exons. Bases 115 to 1773 code for a protein of 552 amino acids.
GUCAUCGCGAUUAAAUUAAAGAUCCCGAACCCGUUGCUCCCGUUUUUUGCCUGUCAGUCUGCGCAUUACGCGCAUUAACGUUGGUUGUGUUUCUGUUUUCGAUAUAGGAUCAAAAUGGCGGGGAUCACUGCCAGAGUUGCCCUAGUUUUUUUAGGAAUUUCUUGUGCUGUUGCUGCAAAAGUACCUACCUUUAGUACCGCAUAUUCAGCAAAGGGAACACUUUAUAUACCUUAUGCAGAAAUUCGUGAGCCAUUUUAUGCAUGGUAUGAUCUUAACAGAGGAUCCAGCCGAAUUGACUACUAUGGAGGAAUGGUAAAGACGUAUCAAUUGGGAAAAGAAGGUGCAAAUGGUAUUACUGUGAAAAUGGCUCCAAUCACAACUGAAACUGACCUCAAUAAAGAAACAUGUCUUCAAGUGAAUGGAACAAGUGACUCUAAAAUACUUCCGCAAACAAUUAUUCCCGAUGCAACUGGAAUGGAGUUUAUUGGUGAGGAAAUUAUCAACGGACUUCACUGUGAGAAAUGGCGACGUGUAGAAACCUUUGGAGAAAAAGUAAACAAAUACACAUUGUGGAUUCGUUAUAAGAAAUCACCUAAAUAUCCGCAAGUUAAAGAAGUCAUACCAGUCAGAUAUGAAAUGCGCGGAUUCAACUCUCUUCUUGGUUCUCACUAUGACCAUUACUACUUGGAAUAUGAGUGGUAUUCGUUCGAUACACCAAGUCCUGAUGUAUUUGAAAUCGCCGAAAACGAUACUUGUGUUACAUUUCCUGGGCCAGGGGAAAACCAUAUUUACACAUUCAAUCCGAUGCGUGAAUUUGUCCAUAAUUAUGACGAACAUGUAAAUACUGAGUUUGAUCAUUUUGGAAAGGCACAUAAAAAACACUAUACUACCGAGCUGGAACAAAAGCGUCGAAAGGAAGUUUUCAGACAGAAUUUAAGGUACAUUCAUUCUAAGAAUCGUGCAAACCUUGGUUACCAAUUGCAAGUUAAUCACUUGGCUGAUCGUACUGAUUUGGAAAUGAAGGCUCUCCGUGGAAAACAAUAUACCAAAGUAUCUGACAAUGGUGGCCUUCCGUUUCCGUACAACGUAGAUGAAGUUCAGGAUAUUCCUCAAUCUAUGGACUGGCGCUUGUACGGAGCUGUUACUCCUGUAAAGGAUCAAUCCGUGUGUGGCUCUUGUUGGAGUUUUGGUACUACCGGUGCUGUAGAAGGUGCCUACUAUGUAAAAUACCACAAACUACUCAGACUUUCCCAGCAAGCUCUAGUUGACUGUUCCUGGGGUUUUGGCAAUAACGGUUGUGAUGGUGGUGAGGAUUUCCGAGCGUAUCAAUGGAUUAUGAAACACGGUGGUAUUCCAACUGAAGAAGACUAUGGCGGCUACAUAGGACAGGAUGGAUACUGCCACGUCAACAAUGUAACUCUGACCGCGAAAAUGACUGGAUUUGUCAACGUGAGUCCGCGUGAUCCGAAAGCAUUGAAAAUCGCAAUUGCUAAACACGGCCCUGUCUCGGUUGCCAUCGACGCAUCUCAUAAGACGUUUUCAUUCUACGCUAAUGGAGUUUACUACGAAUCGGCUUGUGGAAAUACCGAACAGCAGUUGGAUCAUGCCGUAUUAGCAGUUGGGUAUGGCACCUUAAAUGGCCAAGACUAUUGGUUGGUGAAAAAUUCUUGGUCCAAUUAUUGGGGAAACGACGGCUACGUUUUAAUGGCACAGAAAGACAAUAACUGUGGCGUUCUAACUACACCCACAUACGUGUCUUUUGAUAAGAAGUGAUACACUAUGGCUGAAAUCCAGAAAUAUUUUUUUUAUUCUUCUCAAUUACUAAUUAAGUCUGCUGUCAAUGGGCAGGUCAACAAUUAUAGGUGGAGCUUCGAUCAAGCAUGAUAAAUUUAAUAGAUAAUUAAAAUAUUUUAA